AUGAAGCUGACUCCAGGAAAGAUAUUUACCGCUGGAUUGGCAGUGUUUAGCAAUCUUAUGAUAACGGAGGGCAUGGGAUAUCAUCUUUAUGACAUUCAUUUCUCAUCUUUAUCGCAAAUGAAAGAUUUGGUUAUCUGGUACUAUAUCUGCCAGAUAUUCUAUUUGUUGAUUAUAUACUUCAUCAAAGUUUCCAUUCUUUUCCUCUACCUCCGAAUCUUCCCCGAGUUUUAUCACUUCCGAUUUCAAGUGAUUGGAACAAUGGUCUUUGUGACGGUGGCUGUGGUCAUCAUCGUACCAAUGGUUAUCUGGCAAUGUGUCCCGGUACACGCAAUAUGGGAGUUCAAACGUGAAGAUGCCCGAUGCCUUAGUAUUUCAGGCGUCGCAUACGCCAGCGCAGCAGUCAACAUCUUUACAGAAGUGCUGGUCCUAAUUCUGCCCUUACCACUACUUCAGACCCUUCGCGCAUCCCGGACACAAAAAAUAGCACUAUACCUUCUUUUCGGAUGUGGAAUUAUAGUUAUUGGCGUUGCAGCUGCACGCAUCCCAAGCUUGAGCCAUGUAGAGGAUACCCAUGAUCCGACCUAUUUAAAUGCUGGCGUCAUCUAUUGGACUGCCGCUGAAACUGCGGUUGCGCAUCUAUGUGCGGCGGCGUUGGCUGUUCGCCCGCUCUAUGUGAAAUGCCGUAAUGAUCUUCGGAGGAGGAAGAAGAAACCUGAUUCUACUUCGACGCUUGCGAAAUUACCUGGGGCGUGUGUACCAGAAAUCGAUACUAAUCAUGUUGUUGGUGGAUAUAGUGAGGGGGAAGUGAACCAUAGUUUGCAUGAUUCAGAUGCGAUCGGUGGUUACAAUCCGACUUCUCCACUGAGCAAAUCGACAACCGAGGAGCUGGAGUCGGCUGUGUGA
Molecule: messenger RNA, 903 nt
Organism: Penicillium angulare
Lineage: Eukaryota; Fungi; Ascomycota; Eurotiomycetes; Eurotiales; Aspergillaceae
Exons: 4
Coding region: 1-903 (300 amino acids)
Source: RefSeq, a predicted model, not a curated record